Messenger RNA from Epinephelus fuscoguttatus (brown-marbled grouper), 1763 nucleotides. RefSeq lists its product as uncharacterized. The coding region runs from base 675 to 1763 and encodes 362 amino acids. The record is from RefSeq and is a predicted model, not a curated record. The transcript has a single exon. Lineage: Eukaryota; Metazoa; Chordata; Actinopteri; Perciformes; Serranidae.
AAAACGGAUCCCUGUGUUAAAAGCAUAUGAAUUUUGUACAAACAAUAUUAAAAGUGUGAACAGAGGAUGACCUUGACUACAGUUUAAAAAACAACAACACACAGAUAAUGUGAUAUUAAAAUGGAUUGUGCUGGUGGGCGGGGUUAUAGAGUAUAAAAACAGUGUACCACCUUCCCAGUUCAUUGAGUACCGCUAAAGAGGUGCUGUGAGGAGCUCUUGACAUUUUUCUUCUAAGGUGAAGUUUAUGUAAUUUGUAUUUAAAACCAUGGGUAAAAUGUAUUUUCUUUGUUUAUUUGCUAGUUUAUUUGGAUUCAUUAUUACAAUGUUAAUUUUCUCUUUUCUGGUGUUUAAUCCUUUUGUGUUGGUUUAUUGUUGAUUGCAGGCAAUCCAGGGUUUGUCCCCUGUUUUGCUACUUUUGAUGUUGGGAAAAUAAAUCAUCCUGCACCUUGCCUCCGUGUGUGCUUGUCAUCCUUUGUUGACCUAUGAAGAGUAUGGUUCUAGUGUUGAAUACACUUCCCUCACCUAAGUCAUAGGUGUGACAUUUGGUGGCAGUGGUGGGAUGGCAGGCCGCAGAGGUUCAAAAAAGAGGGGCACAUAGGGGCAGGGAUGGUUUACAUUCUCAAGUAUCAAAAGUAGAAGCUACAGAGGAGCCAGGAGAGGCUGGUUGGGCUACCAUGGGCUCCGAUGGCUCAGAUGUGUCAUUGGAGGAGGACCUAACAAGUUCUGAUGAACUCGGGGCCAAGCCCAAGCAGGUUAAGCUGAAGACACAGCCUGCACAGCCUGCUGAAGUCAAGCCUAGGAUAACAGGUGAUUCUGCAAUGCCCUGCACUAAGCCUAAGGAAGAGACAGAGCUGACUUCCAUUCUCAAAGACUUUCUACUCAUUCAAAAACAAAGGGAGGACAUUCUUAUUAAUGAGCUCAGAGAAAUAAAAACUGCCAUGAGCGUGCCCUCUACCAACAUAGCUCAACACAGUGUCAACACUCCCUCUACUGAGGAAAGUCUACAUAUGCAGCUUCCCACACCUGCACCUAGGAGUCCUCCACACAACCUCACCACACCCAAUAUUCUUGCCGUUCAAUCCCAUGAUUCUGUUGAACCUGUUGUUUACUCUGACUUGCUCUUUCAUCAAGACCCAAAGAUGCUUCCUUUUGCACAAGGGGAGGACAUUGAAAACUUUCUAGUUCGCUUUAAGCACAUGGCCAGAACUUGGGGUUGGCCUUUCUCAGACUGGGCCUGCAGACUUGUUCCCCUUCUGACUGGAAAAGCUUUUGAAGCCUACUCAGCAAUGGAUGAACAAGCAUCUAAUAGUUAUCCAGCACUGAAAGAUGCUCUCCUGGCUAAGUUUGACAUUUGCCCUGAAACAUAUCGUCUCCAAUUCAGGUCAUUACAAAUACCCCCGGGUGAAUCUCCCAGAGAGACCUAUGACAGACUUAAAGGCCUCUACAGGAGAUGGAUGAAGCCUGAGCAGCGGUCCAAGGAAGAAAUUGCUGAGGUAAUCAUUCUGGAACAACUACUUCAUAUGCUUCCUGCAGAAAUGAAAACUUGGAUAAAGGAACAUGAGCCAGAGGAUGGACUCAUAGCCGCUAAACUGGCUGGCCAGUACUUGAACGCUUGCAAAGGAAUGAGGCCAGCAAGGAAACUGAAUCCAAAAGAAUCUGCUCGGUGGACAAGUGAUGGAGUCGAUCAGCCAUCAUUCAAAGGACCCGAUCACAAGCAAGGUGGUCAAGGGGUGUUUAGACCAGCAAAAGGACAAUCUGAGUGA